Antechinus flavipes (yellow-footed antechinus) is the source of this 1429-nucleotide messenger RNA. Its product is annotated as hypoxanthine-guanine phosphoribosyltransferase-like. Gene Ontology annotation, molecular function: hypoxanthine phosphoribosyltransferase activity; magnesium ion binding. NCBI's taxonomy places the organism in Eukaryota, Metazoa, Chordata, Mammalia, Dasyuromorphia, Dasyuridae. Gene Ontology annotation, biological process: guanine salvage; GMP salvage; hypoxanthine metabolic process. The record is from RefSeq and is a predicted model, not a curated record. Bases 3 to 446 code for a protein of 147 amino acids. The transcript has a single exon.
UCAUGGCGAACCUGAGCCCCAGCAUCGUGAUUGAUUAUGACGAACCAGGCUAUGACCUGGACUUGUUUUGCAUCCCUAAGCAUUAUGCCCAAGAUUUGGAGAAAGUUUUCAUUCCUCAUGGGCUUAUCAUGGACAGGACUGAACGUCUGGCACGAGAUGUGAUGAAGGAGAUGGGAAGCCACCAUAUCGUUGCCCUCUGCGUCCUCAAAGGUGGCUACAAGUUCUUUGCUGAUUUGCUGGAUUAUAUCAAGGCACUGAACAGGAAUAGUGACAAAUCAAUUCCUAUGACGGUAGAUUUUAUCAGACUAAAGAGCUACUGCAACCCCACGGAAGACAGAGCCCAGCAGCCACCCGUUGCCCAUUCCAGCACCUCCAUUUCUCGCUGCCUUUCGUACAACUGCCCCACUGACAACACGGAUAUGGAUGUGAACCUCAUCCUGGCGUAGAGCUUCCUCUUCGGAUGUGAGCUCAAGGCAGACAAAGAUUUCCAUUUCAAGGUGGGGAACGAGCAAACCGAGCACCAGCUUUCCCUGAGAACCGUGAACUUGGGUGCCAGCGCCAAGGACGAGCUGCACGUUGUCGAAGCCGAGGCCCUCAAUUUCGAAGGCAGCCCGACUACAGUCACUCUGGCAUCGCUGAAACUGUCCGUGUAGCCCACGGUCUCUCUUGGUGGCUUUGAAAUCACCCCUCUGGUCGUCUUGUGUCUGAAAUGCGGUUCCGGGCCCGUGUACUUUAGUGGCCAGCAUCUGGUUGCGCUGGAGGAAGAUGUGGAAGAAAAUAACAUGAAGGUUGUGAAUCUGCCUGCCAAGCGAGCUGCUUCUGAAGCCGAUGACAAGAUUCCCCCGAAAAAGAAUGACCAGUCUACUGGGGACAUAAAAGUGAUUAGUGGAGAUGAUCUCUCAACUUUAACUGGAAAGAAUGUCCUGAUUGUUGAAGACAUAAUCGACACGGGUAAAACAAUGCAGACUUUGCUUUCCCUGGUCAAGCAGUAUAAUCCAAAGAUGGUGAAAGUUGCCAGCUUGCUGGUGAAAAGAACACCUCGAAGUGUAGGAUACAGACCUGAUUUUGUUGGAUUUGAAAUUCCUGACAAAUUUGUCGUUGGCUAUGCCCUUGACUACAACGAAUACUUCAGGGACUUAAACCAUGUCUGUGUCAUUAGUGAGACUGGCAAAGACAAGUACAAAGCAUGAGAUGCAACUUGGUGGGCAGAGAAGCUUUGAAACACUUGGGGGAACCAAUCAACUUCACCUCUGGACCACCAGCUAAAUUUGUCCAAUGUUUCAGCCCUGUGACCAUCUGCUUAUUAGAGCUUUUUGCAUGUACUGUAUCUUGUCUGUUUUAUAUUUUAGGAAUGUCAAACAGUUGCUGCAGUUCUGAUUGCUGUUUCAUUUGCACUACAAAACCUAAAGACUAUCACUACCCCUGGGUG